Molecule: messenger RNA, 1728 nt
Organism: Octopus bimaculoides (California two-spot octopus)
Lineage: Eukaryota; Metazoa; Mollusca; Cephalopoda; Octopoda; Octopodidae
Product: zinc finger MYM-type protein 1
Source: RefSeq, a predicted model, not a curated record
AUGGCCAACCAACAUCAAAAGAAUAUUGAAACUCAUAAUGAAAAAGUAAAGAAAAAUAGGGAGAUCUUAAGACGAUUAAUUGAUGUAGUUUGUUUUUUAAGUGAACAACAACUAGCAUUCAGAGGUCAUGAUGAAUCAGCUGAUUUUGAUAAUGAGGGCAAUUACGUAGAAAUACUCCACCUCUGUAAGAAAUACGAUCCUAUAUUAUCAAAUUUGCAAGAGGAAGGCGUUUUUUCUGGCACUUCAAACAGAUUUCAAAAUGAUUUAAUAAAUAGCGUGGCUGAAGUUCUUUUAGAAAAGAUUAAAUCGGAAAUUAACGAUUCAACAUUUGUGGCUAUCAUUUUAGAUGAAGCAACUGAAAUUAGAACUGGAGCACAGCUUUCAUUUGUUAUAAGAUAUGUUUUAAGUGACGGUAAUAUUGCAGAAAGAUUUUUAGGAUUUUUAAAUGUAAGUUUUGAUCGUACGGCAAGUGGUUUGUCAAAAAUUGUGUUCGAUAAAAUAGAAGAGUUAAAAAUUGGCCAUAAGUUUGUGGCUCAUACUUAUGAUGGUGCAAGUGUGAUGCCAAGUGAAUUAAAUGGUUUGCAAAAGAAAGUUAAAGAAAAGUAUCCUCAUGCUUUUUUUGUUCAUUGUAUGGCCCAUAGAUUAAAUCUAGUUCUGUCUCAAGCGGCUGCAAAUAUUCAAGAAUGCGAUAAGUUUUUUUCACAGAUAAAGUCUUUUUCGUUAUUUUUUUGUAAGUCGACCAAACGCGUGCAUCUAGAUACUGAAAUUAAAAAGCGUUUUCCAAAAGUGACGCCAACUCGCUGGAACUUGAAUCAUUCUUUGGUAGAAACAGUUCGUGAAUAUCAUGAGCAACUUGCUGAUUUAUUCCUAAACAUCAUUGAUAAUUCAAGUAGAUGGGACACGGAAAGCUAUACCUAUGCUCAGUCGUUGUAUUCUAAUUUACAAAAUUGUGAAUUCAAUUUUUUGUUAAAUGUGUUUGGAGAUAUUUUUAUUUACACAAAUACAGCAUUUGACAUCCUCCAGGAAAAUACAUUUGACGUAUUCUACUGUAUUCAUACAGUAAAUGAAAUUGUGAAAGUUUUGAAAGAAAAAAAGCAAGAAUUUUCUAAAUUUUGGGCUAACGUUGAUGGCAUUUAUCCUCAAAUAAAGAAAAGAAAAACUGCUUUUGAAACAGAAGAAGAAAGAUACAGACAGCUGUUCUACAAAAUUAUAGAUUUAAUUUGCGAGCACAUUGAGAUAAGAUUUCAAAAUUUAAAUGAAUUACAUUUUUUAGCGCUUCUCGAUCCAAUGAGACAAAGUAACAACGUCCAGGAAACAUCUCUAACUUGUCUUAAACAUACCUAUGAAGACCAUUUCGACAGCCAAAAGUUAAGAAGCGAACUUACUGCCCUGUACAAAGAUGCUGAACUAAAAGGAAAAUCCAUUCAAGAUUUACUUUACAUCCUGCGUAAUAGUGGAUUAGAUGAAGCUUUGCCCCAGUUAACGAAGCUUUGUGAAUUAAUAUUAACACUACCAACAAUAAGUGCUACAGUGGAGCGCUCUUCUUCAUACCUAAACAGAAUUCAUAGUUAUACGAGAAAUUCGCAGGGACAAGAAAGGUCGAGCAGUUUAGCUCUAAUUGGCAUAGAAAAAGCCGUUUUAAAAAGCAUUAAGAACGAUACCUUCUACAAUGAUGUUAUCAACAAUUUCAACAAGAAAGAGAGAAGGAUUGAAUUAACAUUUAAAUAA